Molecule: messenger RNA, 1635 nt
Organism: Closterium sp. Yama58-4
Lineage: Eukaryota; Viridiplantae; Streptophyta; Zygnematophyceae; Desmidiales; Closteriaceae
Source: the annotation of a GenBank genome assembly
AUGGACGUGUGGGGCCCAGCCCGCGUCCGUGGUCAGGGUCAGGAGAGGUACUUCCUGAUUGUUGUUGACGACUUCUCGCGCUACACCACGGUCUUCCCCUUGCGCGCCAAGGGUGACGUCCCUGAUAUCUUGAUCCCUUGGAUCCGCAGAUCUCGUCUCCAGCUCCGUGAGCGUUUCCGCUCCGACUUCCCUGUCCUGCGUCUGCACUCUGACAGAGGUGGGGAGUUCUCCUCUGGCCUAUUGGAGGCCUUCUGUCAGCAGGAGGGCAUUGCGCAGUCGUACACGCUUCCGGACUCGCCACAGCAGAAUGGGGUUGCUGAGCGCCGCAUUGGUCUGGUCAUGGAGGUCGCUCGUACCUCCUUGAGCCAUGCGGCUGCCCCCCAUUUUCUGUGGCCGUUUGCAGUCCGAUACGCUGCGCAUCAGCUCAACCUCUGGCCCCGUGUCUCUUUGCCCGAGACUUCUCCGACACUGCGUUGGACGGGAGAGGCUGGCGAUGCGUCGCGUUUUCGGGUCUGGGGAUCCCGAGCUUUUGUCCGCGACACGUCCGCGGACAAGCUCUCCCGUCGCGCUGUCCCCUGCGUCUUCCUUGGCUUUGUCCCGGACGCCCCUGGUGCUGAGGUACCAGACCCCCUCCCCCCUCAGGGUGCCGCUCCCUCAGGUGUGUCCCAGGUAGACCCGGGUGAGCCUGUCGAGGUAGCUGUUGACUCUCGUCCUGCUCGGGGUGCUGAGCCUGGGGGUGCUGCGUCUGGGGGUGCUGAGCCUGGGGGUGCUGCGUCUGGGGGUGCUGAGCCUGGGAGUGCUGAGUCUGGGGGUGCGGAGCCUGGGGGUGCUGAGCCAGGAGGUGCGGAGCCUGGAGGUGCUGAGCCUGGGGGUGCUGGGUCUGGGGGUGCUGCGUCUGGGGGUGCUGAGCCUGAGCGUGCUACACCUGGAGGAGCCCUCUCCUCCCAGCAGCUGCAGGAGAGGUACCUCGAGUACUGCCGCCUCCGGAGAGGUGCUGCUGGAGCUCGUCCCGGUACUUCCCCUCCUCCCCGGGAGCUCCCCCCCAUUCAGCAGAUCCGCGAGUGGUACACACGGCGCUGCAGUCUUCGGAGUGGUGCUCCUGGUGCUGCGGACCCUGGGGGUGGCGCUGCUGCUGGUGCUGAGGACCCGGACGGUGGAGCUGCUGCUGGUGCUGAGGACCCGGACGGUGGAGCUGCUGCUGGUGCUGAGGACCCGGACGUUGGGGCUGCUGCUGGUGCUGCGGACCCGCCUGGUGGAGCUGCUGCUGGUGCUGAGGACUCGGACGUUGGAGCUGCUGCUGGAGCUGAGGACCCGGGCGGUGGCGCUGCUGCUGGUACUGAGGACUCGGACGGUGGAGCUGCUGCUGGACCUGAGGACCCGAGCGGUGGCGCUGCUGCUGCUUCUGAGGACCCGGGAGUUGGAGCUACUACUGGUGCUGAGGACCCGGCCGGUGGAGCUGCUGCUGGUGCUGUGGACCCGGCCGCUGGAGUCUCCUCUGCUUCUGGAGACGCUGCGCGACCGCGACCUCACAGUUACCGCCUACCUCGCCUCUCCCUGCUCCCUCUCCUUACACUGGUCCCACAGGAAGCUCGCCUCCACUCUUCAUUCUCUUGGUUUCUCCACCUCUACCUCUGA